This is a messenger RNA of Leishmania braziliensis MHOM/BR/75/M2904, 1200 nucleotides long. It is a transcript of the gene CD, whose product is annotated as putative cystathionine beta-lyase. Gene Ontology annotation, biological process: transsulfuration. Gene Ontology annotation, molecular function: pyridoxal phosphate binding. Bases 1 to 1200 code for a protein of 399 amino acids. The transcript has a single exon. Lineage: Eukaryota; Euglenozoa; Kinetoplastea; Trypanosomatida; Trypanosomatidae. The record is from RefSeq and is a predicted model, not a curated record.
AUGUCAAACGAACCAUCCCAGGAGAACUCUGUCGAGACCGCCCUGAGCCGUCUCGGCCGCAACCCAUCUGAGCAACACGGCUUCAUCAACUGUCCCAUCUAUCGCGGUUCCACUGUUCUAUACAAUAGCGUCGAUGACGCAUUCAAUCGCCGUGGUACGUACUGGUACGGCACCGCUGGAAACCCCAUCGUGACGAACCUGCAGAAAGCCUGGACGGCGCUCACUGGCGGUGCCGGAAGUUUUAUCCUGUCAUCCGGCAUGCAGGCGAUAGCGUACGCGCUGCUGGGGACUGCGAACAGCGGUGACAAUAUUCUUGUGGCGGACGCAGUGUACUUGCCCACUCGCGAGUUGUGCGACAACUUCUUGGUGACCAAGGGCAUCACCACGACCUACUACGACCCCUGUAUCACGGCAGACGAGUUGCGUGAGCUGCUCUGCAAGAAGCCCAAUACCACCGUGCUCUUCAUGGAGUCACCGGGUUCGCAGACCUUUGAGGUGCAGGACGUGCCGACCAUCUGUGCCGUGGCACGCGAAUUCAACGUGACGACGAUCAUCGACAACACUUGGGCUACCCCCAUCUUCUUUGGCGCACACAGCAAGGGGUGCGACAUAUCCGUGGAGGCGGGCACCAAGUACGUCGGCGGCCACUCGGACAUGCUGCUGGGUCUCAUCUCAGCCAAUGAGACCUGGUACCCGAAGCUGAAGCGUGUGAUGAGCCUCUUCCAGUCCGUUCCCGGCAACGAGGACUGUUUCCUGGCCUUACGUGGGCUUCGCACUAUGUACAUCCGCCUUAAGGAGGCUGAGAAGCGCGCGCUUGAGAUAGCGAGCUUUAUGAAGAGCCGCAAGGAGGUGCUCAAGGUGCUGCACCCGGCGUUCCCUGACUGUCGUGGCCACGAGGUCUGGAAGCGCGACUUCACCGGCUCGUCCGGCGUCUUCUCGAUCGUGUUGCUUCCGAAGUACACACUGGAGGAUGUGACACGGAUGAUCGAGAGCUACAAGCUUUUCGGCAUAGGCUUUUCAUGGGGCGGCUUCGAGAGUCUUGCGGUGGUUUUCGACUGCACCAAGUACCGCACGGCAACCACCUUUUCGCCUGGAGGUAUCCUCAUCCGUUACCAGAUCGGCCUCGAGAGCGUGGAUGACCUGAAGCAGGACCUCGGCCAGGGUUUUGACAAGCUGUGCCAGGGGUCGAUGGACCCCUAA